AUGGGCAGCAGUCGCUGCUUCAUCGUCUCUAAACCACAUUAUAAGGCAUCAGGCCAAAGAAAGAAAGUCAUCAAUCCACACUUCAAACAUCACAUCAGACAUCAUAUCAAACAUCACAUCAAACUACACCUCAGGCUUCACAUCAAACCACGUCCAUCAUACCAAACAACACAUCAAACAUCACAUCAAACUUCACAUUAUACAUCACAUCAAACUUCACAUUAUACAUCAUACCAAACAUCACAUGAAGCCACACGACAAAGUCAUCAAACCAGACAUCGCAAUAAACACCACAUCAAGCUAAACCUCAAACAUCACAUCAAUCCACGCAUCAAAUAUCACAUUAACCAACAUCUCCAAUAUCACAUCAAACACCACAUCGAACAUCAUAUCAAACCUCGCAUCAAACAUCAUAUCAGCCCAUUAUUCAAAUAUCAUAUCACGCACCACAUCAAAAAUCAGGUCAAAACACACAUCAAACUUCAUAUGAAAAAUCAUAUCAAACUACGCAUUAAACGUCAUAUGAGACCACACAACUGA
This is a messenger RNA of Octopus bimaculoides (California two-spot octopus), 540 nucleotides long. RefSeq lists its product as uncharacterized. Lineage: Eukaryota; Metazoa; Mollusca; Cephalopoda; Octopoda; Octopodidae. The record is from RefSeq and is a predicted model, not a curated record.